GCGGCGGCGGCUGUGCGUGUGUCUGUCUCUGUGCAUGCAGGAAGGAUCACUUCCGCCUGGCUGCAGGAACAAGAAGCCGGAGCAUCUAUCGCAGAUCAGAAGGAGCUUCUUGUCUGUGUCAUGGGGAGCAGAUAAGCCAUUGAAGUGCUCCGCAGCCGCUUGAGGAGGGACCGAGUGUACAGCCUGGCAGUGGGAGUAGCGGAAGGUGUGCGGGAAGGCACCGGCAGGAGGCUGUGAGGAGUGCUGAAGAUGUCCGAUAGUGUGGAUAUUGAAGAGAAACCUCCAGCUCCCCCUCUGAGAAUGAAUAGUAACAACCGCGAUUCUUCAGCAUUGAAUCACUGCUCAAAACCACUUCCUAUGGCCCCAGAGGAGAAGAACAAGAAAGCUAGGCUGCGCUCCAUUUUCCCAGGAGGAGGGGAUAAAACCAACAAGAAGAAGGAAAAGGAACGCCCUGAAAUAUCGCUCCCUUCAGAUUUUGAGCACACCAUCCAUGUUGGAUUUGAUGCGGUCACGGGAGAAUUCACUGGUAUCCCAGAACAAUGGGCACGACUACUCCAAACCUCAAAUAUAACCAAACUGGAGCAGAAAAAGAAUCCUCAGGCAGUAUUAGAUGUCCUUAAAUUCUAUGAUUCCAAAGAGACAGUGAACAACCAGAAGUAUAUGAGCUUUACAUCUGGAGAUAAAAGCGCACAUGGAUACAUAGCUGCCCACUCGCUGUUCUUAUCACAUGUGCUCCAGAAUGCAAAGACUGCGUCUGAGCCUCCCCUGGCACCUCCAGUUUCGGAGGAAGAGGAUGAAGAAGAGGAAGAGGAGGAAGAUGACAAUGAGCCCCCACCUGUUAUUGCCCCUCGGCCUGAGCAUACAAAAUCGAUCUACACGCGAUCUGUUAUCGAACCAGUUGCAUUAACUGCACCAGCUAAAGAAGCCUCCACCUCUCCUGUGACCCCCCAGCCAGAAAACUCAAACUCAAGCACGAGCACUUUGUAUAGGAAUACUGAUCGGCAACGUAAAAAGUCCAAGAUGACCGAUGAAGAGAUCCUGGAGAAAUUACGAAGUAUUGUCAGUGUGGGGGAUCCAAAAAAGAAAUAUACCAGAUUUGAAAAGAUUGGACAAGGGGCAUCAGGUACAGUGUACACAGCAAUAGACAUCGCUACAGGACAGGAGGUAGCGAUUAAGCAAAUGAACCUGCAACAACAGCCGAAAAAAGAAUUAAUUAUUAACGAGAUCUUAGUCAUGAGGGAAAAUAAAAAUCCCAACAUUGUGAAUUAUUUAGACAGUUAUCUGGUUGGGGAUGAACUCUGGGUAGUGAUGGAAUACCUGGCUGGUGGUUCUCUGACAGAUGUUGUGACAGAGACUUGCAUGGAUGAAGGACAGAUUGCAGCCGUCUGUCGAGAGUGCCUACAAGCCCUGGACUUCUUACAUUCAAACCAAGUCAUCCAUAGAGACAUAAAAAGUGACAACAUUCUGCUUGGCAUGGACGGAUCAGUAAAGCUUACUGAUUUUGGUUUCUGUGCUCAGAUUACACCUGAGCAGAGUAAACGAAGCACAAUGGUUGGAACACCGUACUGGAUGGCUCCAGAAGUAGUAACAAGGAAAGCCUAUGGUCCAAAAGUGGACAUCUGGUCUUUAGGCAUCAUGGCCAUAGAAAUGGUAGAAGGAGAACCUCCUUACCUUAAUGAAAACCCUCUCAGAGCAUUGUAUCUGAUAGCCACUAAUGGAACCCCUGAACUGCAGAACCCAGAAAGACUGUCGGCCAUAUUUCGAGAUUUCCUUAACCGAUGUUUAGAGAUGGAUGUGGACAGAAGAGGCUCUGCUAAGGAGCUUUUACAGCAUCCUUUUCUAAAACUAGCCAAGCCGCUCUCUAGCCUGACUCCACUGAUCAUAGCAGCAAAGGAAGCCAUUAAGAAUAGCAGCCGCUAGCAGUGCCGUUCACUGGCCAUAUCCCCCACAGAAGAAGAACUCAGCAGAUUCGGUAAAACCUCAUCUCUUCACGCAGCAGGAUCAGAGCUGAUUAACUGGAGACUUACAACGCUAUGGUGACAGUUUGCUAUGAGGCACACGUGUCUUUUUCCUGCCCUCGGAUCCCUUAAACUCAUUUUUCUUUUUUAUGUAGGGUCGGAUCUGCAGAUCUUGGGGGUGUUGCAAACUGGUGCUGUAACCUCGCACCCUAAUUCUGUGCGGAAACGUUUCUUGGACUGGCUACUUUCAUAACAGACAGUUCAUUUUCUGGUAUCUUGUUUGCUUUGUAUUAAAAGAAAAAAAAACUUAAAGGGUACUACUGCAUUUUCAAACAUGCAACAACCUUAACAUACUCCAGAAGGUCCGUGUAGAGUGCAUAGGCCACCUGUUCUAAUUCUAGUCUAAUUCUGUUGUCUGUUUCAGCACAGGGUCUGUUUACAUUCACUCAUUUAAUUAAGAUCUGCAUGUAAAUACAACCAUCUUUAGGGAAUAUAAAGGUGAAUUUACUGAGAAGUAUCCAGCCUUAAGAACUGAGCAAAUAAUGCAGUUUGAAUGGUAGAGGCCCAUUUGUUGCUCAACGAACCUGGAAGAUCAUGCUUUACUUUCCUGGCAGUGAAGAGGUUAGCGGCCUGAAUCUAUGGCACAAAGUCCAACAUUGUGGAAUUUUUUUUUAUUGAUAGGAAGAUGACUGCUCCACGUCCUCACAAAGCCAUCAUGCUUUCUCUUGGGCUGAAACGAUGGUUGCAGAUAGGGUAUGGCCAUGAGCUCUAGCUAGGUAUUUAUUUUGCUUUUAUAAUGGUACACACAUCUAAAACACACCUUCCCUCAAUAUUGUCUCUGACGUAAGGAAAGCUCUAUAGAUUUUUCUCCAGAAUAUUGGAAACUGAAGCUAUUUAUUCCUUUAGGACCUGUAUCUAUACUUGGUAAGGUUUCUUUGAUAUGUUUCCAGCACAUACAUGUGCCUUUUUUUGACCCCCCUUAAUUUUGUUUUCUAUGGGAAACUUGAGUUGUGCCUUUGGCCAAGAGUGGUUACUCCCCAACCCCCCCUCCAGGAGUCAUAAGGGGAAUUUGUGUUUAUGUGGGGUACAACUAACAACCACUUUUGUUUUCUUUAAGACAUGAGUUUUACUCUCAGGUCACCUGGGAACAUAUGUUCAUACCUCCAUAACCAAACACAGCAUUGAUGGGUUUAACUUCAUUAUUUUCCGAAUUCCUCUUUCUGUCUACUUGCCUGCAUAUUUCUCAAAAUAUUUAAAUGAAUUUUCUUCCUGUUUUUGAUCAAAAUAAUUAGCACACAUUCAUUGUGUCAGUUGCUUCCAACAGUAUGACCCAAAGAGUGAAAAAUGGGAGUGAGUUUAGUUUAAACAACCAAACUGCUCCUCUAUCUCCCUUCCUUUAUGACCAUCUCUGUAGUGCAGUCUAUUGUUGAUUUAUUAUAUCACUUCCUCUACUCUCAAAUGAAAUCAUACUGACAAGUUUGGGCUGUGCCUCAGAUCCCAUGUUCUAGGGAUGACACUUUUCUUUUUUGAGGGAAAACUACUCAAAUCCGUGGCUAACUUUAGCAGAAGAGCAAAUAGGAAGUGGUGGUUGCCCCAACCUCCAUUGUUUUGUUGCAUCAGAAGAGGACCACAUCAACACACAGGUGCAGUCCUCCUUGAACGGAAAAAUCAAACCUGUCCAAUUGAUAUCUUGUUGAUUCUUAACAACAUAUUGGUCUGACAGGCCCAUCGGUCGGCCCUAUACAUGGAACAAUGGAAAGAAAGAACUGGCAGCUUUUAUAACCACUUUAAGAAAGAAUGAUCAUUUUCUCAGACUGCACAGUCAGAACUAGAGUUGAAACCUGUCAGUAUAUACAUUUAAAAUUAUAUUUAGCAUUAAAAUUUUAAUAUCUUCUGAAAAUCUGCUGCAAUUUUCUGACAACUUUCAGGAGUUAUUGUGUUUAUAUGCAGUAAAACCCGUAGUAGAACAUGUACAUAUGGAAAAGCAUCUAUUAACUCCUGAAUGAUAGGUUUAUUAUUUAUAGCAUUCUCCCAACUCUGUACAAAACUAAUAUUCUCUUCUCCUGUUUCCUAUUCUGGAGAUCCGCAUGUUCUGCUUUGGAAUCAUAUAGGCUCGUAACACUUACACCUCAGGUAUCUCAGCAGUGCACAUCAAGUCUCACUGUUGGUUUUAAACUGGUGAAUUCUUGUUAGAAAAUUAUACCAGCUGUGACAAAGUACUUUUUUUGCAUUAAAGUCAAGAAAUCAUUGUUUGGAAAUAUAAUAAUAGGUUUACCUCAUUAUGUCUAUGGAUUAAUAUACAAGUCAUCUUGAACUAGGGGUUUGCACAUCAAGUGCACCUUUAGAGCAGAAUGUGAAUGAAACAUGUAGCCCUCUUGCUGUUGCCGAGCUGCACUCACUUUGCAUCAGGUCUAGAUUGGCAGUAGAUAACUAUAGUUUUACUGGCUCCUUCUGUUAACAGUAUGCUAACGUCAAAGGUUUUAUUGUGCCUAUAAAUAAUGUAUAAUGUGUAGAGAAGUAUUGGGGAAACAUUUUUUAAAGUUCAAAUCAGUUCUGGCUUCAUGGGAUUUAUUUCCCACUUAUUCACUUGACAGCAGGCCAUUUCUGCUUUAUGAUCCAAGCUAUCAGGAUAACAGAUUGUCAGGUCACAAUAGUCUUCUGCCGAAAAGUCUUGUUCACACCACUCCAGAUGGCGGAAAUGUUAAUACCAGUACUGAAGGUGAAACAGGGCUGUGCAUUAUUCUGUUUUAAUCAUUGUUAUAAAACAACCAUGCAUUAAGUUAGAAUGAAAUAAAUGAGAUCUCAUGAAACUGGAAAUUUUGUUAUGAACUAAAGGUUGUGCUGGGUAGCUUCAAACAGAGAAAGUCUUUUGGAACUUCUAAUUGGGAAAGGUAUUAGAGCAGGAUGGACAACCAAUUGCCUUCUGUCAGUGGGAUGUAGGAAUUUAGUAGUGGAACAAUAUAUAGAGGGCUGCAGAUUGCCCAACCCUGUCAUAUGUUUUUGGCACAUAAAGUCAGUUAAAUGCCAGGGGCCACAACAAGUUAAUACUUGGUAAAUGGAUGGCACAGGGCUGCUACCCCAGGGGCCCCCGCUGGGGUAAAAAAAAACACCACCAAGUUCCCUAGUGCUCCAAAAUUCCUUUUGUAAGGACACUUUACCCUAUUUAUAAAAGUGCAUAUGCCAGAUUUAAAAUUUAAUUUACCAACAUUUUAGAAUUUGUAAAGUUCAUUGAAAACAACAGAAGCCAAAAGCACUUGAAAGCUUUAUAUCUUCCCCAGCUGCCUUUAUAAAUAUGGCCCAUAGGUGUGCAUUGCUUGUUGUUAAGAUGAAAUCAUCAGAAGUUGAAGAUCCUUUACUCUGAAUUUUAAAAUUAAUGUAUUUACAGUAUUCAAUCUUGCUGGCCCCAUACCAAUGCCACAUUUCUAUUACAAUGGAAUUUCCAUUAGUUUAUGACUAAGUCUGUGGUCAAAUUGUGAUUAAAUGCUGUGAAUAUCCGUAAAUAUGCCCAGAGGCUUUCUCUGACUGCCGUUAGAUUGCAACCAGAUGAACAAGUGUCAGCAGAGAUAUUUGCUAAGGAAUAUCUAAUGGCGUUCCCUGAGCAACAACACUUGUACGUCACUUAAGGAAUGCUGCCAUGCCAGUCGCCAUUGCUAGCCUUUGACUCACACUGACUCUGCCUACACACAUUCAAUGAACCUGACUGAGUAUGGGGAGAUCCACCAACCAAUGAUGAAUAAUAUUUUUUAAAAAGAUGUACUUUAAACAUAAUUAUCCCAGUUUUAUUAUUAUCCCAGUUGUAUGUUUUGGGGACAGUCACAAACAUGUAUCCCAACUAACCUGUACAGACAUUUCCAGCUAAAUAUUCCUCAGCAAAUGAUUUCAUUUUCCAGAAUUAUGGGAACUUCCGAGGUAUAAAUAGGUAACCGCAUUUAAAGGCACACUAACCCCUCGACCAUGUUAGAGGUUAGCGUGCCUUUAGGCCAAACAAUAUUUCUUUACUAGAUUCUGAAACCCUAUGGGUAUUUCUUCACAGUAUAUGAUUUUUAUAGUAAACCAUUUAUGUGAAUAUUAUGGGUAAUACAGACAAAAUAAGGAGAAAUAUUAAUUUUAGAAAUCUGAUUUUCACUGUCAGGUCCUCAACUCAUGCAACAUGCAAAGUGUUAGUCUCCAAACCUGUUGUGUCUUUGGAUAGGCAGCCAUUUUGUAUCCCAUAAGAAUACAAAAAAGCCCGCAUAUUUGGAGAACUAAUUCCACAGUCACACUCAUCAUAUUAGGUUUUGCUGAUACCAUUAGUUCAAAUAAAUCUUCACAGGGUACUUCACCUACAGUUAUAUUGCUUUUAUUUUCACAAAACUUAGGGAAAAAAAACUGGUGUUUUUAUUUUUUGUUCCAAAAAACUGGAACUAAACAGAAAUCAAGGUCAAAAUCUGUUAUAAAUAUAUUUCCAUUGUCUCUAAAAUGUUACACAUUUGCUGUACAUUCCUUUUUUUAGGACGUGUUCUCUGUAAAAUAAAAAUGUGUAGUGAUAUCAUUCUGUAACUUUUGAGGAACAGAAACAUUUUUCUAAUUUCAUUUGUUAUUUAUGUUGGCAGUGAGCUGGGGGCGGAGUUCCUGAGACCUUGGCCUCUGUUCUUUUUUUUUUUUUCUGUCCUUUUUUAAAAUGAAAUCCUUGGCAUUUUCUUUUUUUUUUUUUUUGGAAAAAUUUAAGUUAAUUUAAAUUGUGGUUGAAGCAAUAGAAAAUUGAAAUAUGGAUUGUGCAUGACUGUGUCUUGAGUGUAAAAAAAAAAAUAUUGCAGUUUGAAAAUCUGGACCUGCAGUAUUGUGAAUAAAAGUUAGAAAUACCUUG
Xenopus tropicalis (tropical clawed frog) is the source of this 6804-nucleotide messenger RNA. It is a transcript of the gene pak3, whose product is annotated as p21 protein (Cdc42/Rac)-activated kinase 3. Gene Ontology annotation, molecular function: kinase activity; transferase activity; ATP binding. The transcript is spliced from 15 exons. The coding region runs from base 250 to 1920 and encodes 556 amino acids. NCBI's taxonomy places the organism in Eukaryota, Metazoa, Chordata, Amphibia, Anura, Pipidae. Gene Ontology annotation, cellular component: cytoplasm. The record is from RefSeq and is a predicted model, not a curated record.